Rotaria sp. Silwood1 is the source of this 813-nucleotide messenger RNA. The record is from the annotation of a GenBank genome assembly. Lineage: Eukaryota; Metazoa; Rotifera; Eurotatoria; Philodinida; Philodinidae.
AUGAAAAGAGAACAUCUCUUUAACGAUUAUAUUUGUCCAUCAUUUAAUAAUCUUCUUGAUCAAGCAUUAAAAAAUCGAUCCAGUCGAUAUUUAAUGUUGAUUGCUGAUAGUGAAAGUACUAUUGAUUAUGUUGAACAUUUUAUUAAUGUUCAUCAACGAAAACAUCAUAUAAAAGUACGUACUAUUGUCGGUAAUUAUUUUUCAGAUGAUCUACUUCGAGGUAAUACCUAUUCUGAACAUUAUAAUUAUCGAAUCUUAAUGGAUAUUAUUCUUUAUGCUGAAACAAAUAUAACAUUAAUUAUGCGUCAAAUGGAUCAUCUUUAUGAUAAGCUUUAUGAUCUUUUUAAUCAAAAUUUUGCUAUUUCCGGAAGACAAAAGUAUUGUCGAAUAGUUUUAGGUGCUCGCUAUUAUCCACGUUGUUUAAUACAUGAUAAUUUUUAUUAUAUAGUUUUUAUUCAUAAACGAGAUGAAGAUAAAUGUGAUCCACCAUUUCUUAAUCGUUUUGAAAAACAUCUCAUUGAUAUUCAAACUUUAAUUCAUCCUCGACAUCAAUUAAUAUAUGAUGAACUUUAUAUUUGGUUAAAUAAAUUUUUACCGAAAAAUAUUGGAAAAAAUUUUCCACUUUUUGAACAUUUAUUUGUUGAUUAUAGUCAAGAUCGAAUAUAUUUUUUAAUUAUGGAAAUCUUUGAACAACUUAAUAUUUCAAUCGAUGAUCAAAAAACUGAUGAAAUUAUAAAACAUUGUCAAACAAAAUUAAUGCGUACUAGUUCAUUAGAUUUACCAUUAGUACUUUCAUUAGAACCAAACUGGUAA